AUGUACUUCGUUAGAGAAGCUUUGAAAAAAUUUGUAACUACUUUUUUGGAAUGGUCACAUGGGAAGAAGCUGGAAGGCAAAAGCGAAGAUGAUGUGUGGAUAAAAGAUGCUAAAGUAAAAAUCGUUAAUGGAGAAAGACAGUACGAAAUAAGAAUUAAGUCAUUUGAAAAUGAUAAAGAACGAAAAUCCUAUUCCCACUGCGACUGUAUGAUUCAAGUAAAAACAAAUGCUCCUGAUCCUUAUGAAAUGGAUUGCUAUGUAUUCAAAGAUGGUGAAAUAAAAGGCAUAAUGGGUAAUAAAGGCAUCAAAAAGCGGGGAGGUCUGUACGGAAAUGAAAGCGAUGCAGAGGAGGAUGGGCAGUGA
Molecule: messenger RNA, 363 nt
Organism: Cotesia congregata
Lineage: Eukaryota; Metazoa; Arthropoda; Insecta; Hymenoptera; Braconidae
Source: the annotation of a GenBank genome assembly